This is a messenger RNA of Peronospora matthiolae, 426 nucleotides long. Lineage: Eukaryota; Oomycota; Peronosporomycetes; Peronosporales; Peronosporaceae. The record is from the annotation of a GenBank genome assembly.
AUGCGGAUGACGUGUUUUUUCGUACGCUUCGUUCGUAAAUUGCGAAGAGUAGUAACUCUCCAUUUCCCCACCGAUGAUUUCGCCACGUUCCCGCUGCACGCCAUCGCUCCGGCAAUCACCACACAGACAGAGCCGUGUGUCGACCUCCUCGACAAUUUACCAGCUCAACAAGUGAACACCACAUUCAGAUUCGACUCGGAGACACCGCUUCAUGACAUUCUCUCCCACCCGGAGGCUUCCUGCGGUCUCCAUUCUGCUGCUGCCUCGGGUACAAACACCUCAACGACAAUCCACAGCCACAUUAAUCGCUUCCUCGACCGCGUCGUCACGCUAGCUCGAGUGGAGCAGCAGCUCACGUCACACUUGUUUCACCGUGGCAAUGCGCAGCACGCGGACAGCUGCACAGCUCGCGGCGCGUUGGUGUAA